AUGAUAUCGACUAACUGCCGGGCCGCAGUGGAUGUUCAAGAUGCCUUGGUACCCUCGGGGGCGCUCGUUAUCGACCAGGACACCAACAAAACAACCCUAGACCCCGGAAGCACACUCCUCCCCGGCCCGGUUGCCAGCCUGGUCAGUUUCGCUACACGGUCAACAUGUCUCGCUGUUCGGAUUACCAGCGCCAUAGGGGGGAGCGGGUUGGAUGCGGCCAGGUUCACGACGCUCUCGACCCUCAAGGUCGGCCGUACCAUCCUUGACGGGGUUCUGAGCAGAGCCGGGAAGGACACUGCCCUUGUCCGCGCCGGCGCGGUACAAGCAGACACGGAGACUGGCAUAGAAGGUGUCAUUGAGAAGAUACAGAACAAGGCGGAUCUCUUGAUCUUCUGGACCGCAACCGGUUUCCAAUUUGCCAACACCGCGCUAUCCACAUUAUCCGAGGGAUCCCAGUUGUUUCUGUCGACUCUCGACCGCUUCUUUGGCUCUACCGACUCCUCGCGCGCCAUGGCCAGCAUCAUCGCCAUGAUCCGCCGAGAAAUCACCAAUCCCCCGUUGGCCGGGCGAGGAGAAACGGUUGGAGUAAGUGACCUCGUCGCAGCACUUUGCACUCUGGCCUUUUUGCAGAGGUCGUGCAGAUCUCUCCUGGAGGAGGAAGACCGCAGGUCCCCCGUGGAUGAGGUUGUAUGGGACAUCGUUGUCCUCAACGACGGUGUGCGGGUUGAUAUCUCUGAUAAAAAGCUGCGGCAUCGGCUCUCCAGGAGCCUCGGUUCUUCGGAACACCGGGAUCCGAGUCUCGACAGUGCGCCGGCGCGACAACUUGAGCGUGAUAUCGUGCAGUCAUUGCCAAACAACGCCAAGGUGUCUAUCACCAGAGAACUCGCCGUCUCGGAGACCAUCACAGUCGAUUUUACUGGUGACGUGCGACAAAUCGAGGUUAGGCCUCCUCCCGGCAUCGAACUGAUCGAGGAGAAGCGCAACAAUACCCUGGCACAAGCUGGCAAGGAAAAUGCCACCGUGCAAUUCGUCUUUCGAAACGCGCGUCGCCAUGAACGAAGAGUCUCCUAUCAAAAGACAGAUGGAGAAAUCAGCCACGCCGUGGACUCUGGGAGACAACUUGAACCGCCAGCUUCGCAUUACCCCGUCAGCAAAGUUGCGUCUCACCAAAAGUCACACCACGAAGGGGAAAGCAUAACCACCGCUGGCCCAAGUGCUUCGCCUACAUCAUCACAUCAUAUGACGACGCCUCGAUUAUGUAUCGAUUUCGACGCCGACAGCUCCGUCCAACAGGAGCCAAGUCACCCAACAUACGCCGCGCCUCCAUCGCAGUCACGAGGCAGUCAGCCAAGCUUGCUCACUGAUAAGAAGCUUCCGGAACUUCCGUUAGUUCCGACGAGGAGGGAAGAGCAUAGCUCUGGCCCCAGUUCUGGGGAGACAAGAAAGGGUCCUCGAAAUGUGCUCAGAAGAUCAACCCCAAGACUCAACAAGAAGGAUAACAGUUCUGAGGCUGCGCCGGGCAAAGCUAAGUCUACAUUUGUUGCGUCCCUGGCAGCUAAAUUAUCCGGGAAGUCGGACCGACGACCAGCCAGUAUCCAUCAGCAGUCAUUGUUUUUGGACGGUGAAGGGAGGCAUGAGGAGUUUGACCAUAGCCUUUCUCGCAUCAGUUACCACUCGAUCCAGGAAAGCCGGAGGCAAUCGACAGUGUCUCUGGGCGCUUCAAUUGUCACUACUGACAACUAUCAAUCCACUUCCAUGUACGCUGAGACGGCAGGCAGCCGGGAAGUGUGCGAGCUUGAUCCUGAUACGGAAGACGAGGGCGGACAGGUUGCCUUGGAAAGGAAUCACCGCCGGUCAAAAUCCGAUACACCAAGCAUCCGCACGCUGGCCACGAGCAGGUCGGAGAUGUCACUUUUUUCCUGUUACCAGAGUACCGCCCUCACUUUCACUCCGGUCGACAAGUUGAGUGCGCUCAGACAGAGUGGUGUUUUGCCGGGCGUGUUCCCCGAGCGGCAUUUGCUCAGCAACGCUGCUCGAUACAUGCGCUUUGCCUCGGCGUCUUACGGAUCCCAUUUCCUCAGAGCCCUAGGCAUCGGUACUGAGAUGCCGAGGUCGGGGAUCCUCGACGACACACACCACGAACUGCGGUCCUUUGCUCACCACACCAAAUCCGAUCCCAACGACAUUCUCCUCGCCUCCUUUGUCGACCCAGAAGGCGGUUCCGAUGCCACGGGGGCGACCAAUACGGGCGUGCCUCUCGUGCACUACAUUUCGCUCGACCACGAGUCCAAAGCUGUGGUCCUCGCCUGCCGCGGCACGCUCGGGUUCGAGGACGUCCUGGCCGACAUGGCGUGCGAAUACGAUGAGCUGACCUGGCAGGGCCGCUCGUACAAAGUGCACAAGGGCGUGCACGCCUCGGCCAAGCGCCUCCUCCACGGAGGCGACGGCCGCGUCCUGCGCACGCUCCAGGCCGCCCUCGAAGAGUUCCCCAACUACGGCUUGAUCCUCACGGGCCAUUCUCUCGGCGCUGCCGUGACCUCCCUCCUAGGCAUCAUGAUCUCGGAGCCGGUUGACGGCGGUAACAGCAGCAGCAGCAGCAACAACAACAACAACAACAAUAAUAAUCGCACCUUUGUCACUGCCACCACCACCACCACCACCUCCUCCUCCUCCUCCUCCUCCUCCUUUUCCUUCUCAUCAUCAUCAUCAUCAUCUUCUUCAUCAUCAUCUUCUUCUUCUGCUUCUCCACGCUACCAUCUAGGCAUCCCACCGAACCGCCCAAUCCAAGUCUACGCCUACGGCCCGCCCGCGACCGUGUGCUCCGCCCUGCGUGACGCCACGCGCGGGCUGAUCACGACCAUCGUGAACGGCAACGACAUCGUCCCGUUCCUCUCGCUCGGGCUCCUCCACGACGUGCAGGGCGCCGCACUGGCGCUCCGGGCGGACGGCGCCGCCCGCGAGGCGAGGCGGAGGAUCCUGAAGGCCAUCGCCCGCGCUUGCCUCGCCAGAGACGACCACGACGUCCGGAACGAGGGCGACGACGAGUGGGGUUACGAGCUGCUCGGCACUCUGAGGCGGGCGAUGCGGAGCGAGAAGCUCGUCCCGCCGGGGGAGGUGUUUGUCGUGGAGGGGACGGUGGCGCUGCUUAGGGCCCCGGAAACGACCGAGGGAGGUAAGGAAGGGCUAGGGCGGCCGGCGAGGAGGAUGGUGCUGCGGUAUGUAAAAGACGUGGAGAGGAGGUUCGGGGAGAUCCGAUUCGGGAUGGGGCUGUUGACGGACCACAGCCCGGCGAGGUACGAGGCGGCGCUGGAUAGGUUGGUGCGCGGUUUGGGAGUGAAGGAGUGA
This is a messenger RNA of Thermothelomyces thermophilus ATCC 42464, 3345 nucleotides long. RefSeq lists its product as uncharacterized. The record is from RefSeq and is a predicted model, not a curated record. Gene Ontology annotation, biological process: lipid metabolic process. The coding region runs from base 1 to 3345 and encodes 1114 amino acids. Lineage: Eukaryota; Fungi; Ascomycota; Sordariomycetes; Sordariales; Chaetomiaceae. The transcript has a single exon.